AUGAACAACGACAAUGAACCGUACUCUGGUUAUCACGAUAACGCACAGUGUUCCUAUACUGAAUUUUUACAUCUUAACCGUAAUGUCGUUCUUCUCUCACAACCUUUUUCGGACAAAUGGAAUGUCCUUGACCUUACUUGGGCUCGUAGAUUUUUGUCGCAAGCAAAAGAAUUGAAGGAACAUGACUAUGCAACAACUUUGAAAGAGGAGAAGUUAUACACUCAUUUUUAUCUUCAAAUUCCUGUAGAUAAAAAACAACGUGCAAAUAAGAGUUUGCAAAUCUAUUGGGAAGAAAUAAUCUAUGAGCGAGAAAAGAUGAAAGCGCAGCGAGCACAUUUAACUGGUAGUAUGAAAGUAUACAGCAAAGUUGCUGAACAUAAUGCAAAAACAUUAUCCUCUGAAGACUAUUCCAAUAUCUAUCCUUUUCAAAGUGGAUAUCCUAAAAUAAUAAUUGACAAAGAAAAUAAUCCAUUUUUAAAUAUGUUUGAAAAGAAUGAGAAGGAUAAGGUUGAGUCUGAAUACUCUGAAGAAUCUGACGCAAAUAAUAUAUCUGAGGACGAAAAUUUUAGUUGUAAUGAUGAUUAUAAAGAGAACAAUUAUCCAAAAAUCGACAAAAAGUUUUUUCAUAAAACGCACAAGUCUAUUCCCAACUCUUCGAAAAUGAAAUUAAGCACAGGAACGAUAGUAGAGGAUGUCCUUUUCGAUUUUUGUAAAAAUAUGGACUAUGAGCAUCAUCAUCACUCAUAUAUUAUAGAUUAUGAUGAUAAAGAAGUUAAGGCAUUAUUUACUGAAAUUGAGUGGCAGGAAUUGACCGUUGAUCGAUUAGGAGUUCCCCCUAUUCCAACUGAUAUCGCAAAAAAGUUGUCAACAUAUAAAAAGAAGACAUUAAAAGAAUUACGCGAAGUUUCAAUGACAUCUUAUCUCCGAGAUAAUGUUAAAUAUAAUAUCCAUCAACAUUAUGACGAUGAGUGGAUACAGCUGUCCAUAAGAAACCUUGUUAAUUUAUAUGAAAACACUGAUUGUCCUCUAAUGAGAAAUCAUUAUGAAGACUGGUACACUGUAGCACUCUUUGGAAGUUGCAUAGACUUCUGUUUUAGAGAUAUGUGGUUAGGAACUGAUAUAAAAAGGACAGAUGCAUUAGCUUCUGCUAAUAGGAAAAAUCUAAUUGAAGCAGCAAGAUCUUUUAAGGGUGUUUCUGAUCGAAAAUAUCUUAUUGAAAAUUUUAAAAUGCCAAAGUCACUUCGUGAUAUGCUAGCUGAAAUGAUUAGAGAUGUAAAUUAUGAAGAAGAAAGA
Racocetra persica is the source of this 1293-nucleotide messenger RNA. Lineage: Eukaryota; Fungi; Glomeromycota; Glomeromycetes; Diversisporales; Gigasporaceae. The record is from the annotation of a GenBank genome assembly.